CCUCUCACCCCCAACUCUUCUCUCACCGUUCCUACAGCCACAGGCAUUAUUCAUUAUCUGAUAAUUUGCAAUCAUUAUCCGUCAAUUUUCAAUGCCCGUUUUCAUCAACAAACCCAAAGAAUCACAAAAGAAGCUAUUUCAAUUUCCAUUGAAUUGAUAACAACCAAAUCAAACAAAAAACGGCCGUCGGGUUUUCGCAUUUCCCAUCAUACUCCGGCUGUUUGUGAUCUCCAAGUGCUCUGUGCUGUGCAUAGCGCGCAUCACAAUAACAGUGAUUCAAACUUGCAUUGCAGCGCACUCGGUGGAAUGCCCGCGUCGUUCCGCCUCAAACGCUCAAAAGUGACGCAAAGAAGGAGCGGCAGUUUGCAUUUUGUGUUUUUUGGGUUUGCGGCACAAACAACACGCUCGAAUGAACAAGCCUAUUCUCCGUUGUGCUCCCAUGUUUUCUCACGAUAA
Molecule: messenger RNA, 456 nt
Organism: Capsaspora owczarzaki ATCC 30864
Lineage: Eukaryota; Filasterea; Ministeriida; Capsasporidae
Exons: 1
Source: RefSeq, a predicted model, not a curated record